Messenger RNA from Prorocentrum cordatum, 447 nucleotides. NCBI's taxonomy places the organism in Eukaryota, Dinophyceae, Prorocentrales, Prorocentraceae. The record is from the annotation of a GenBank genome assembly.
AUGUUGACGAUGCUGGCCUUAUCUCUGUUUCAGGAGAGCGGUGAGCACUUCGGCUUCAAUGCGCGCCAGGGCAUAGCCAGUGAUUUCCGUGCCAGCAUGUGGAGGACCAGCUCCGAGAUAGCGAACCAGCUGCGGUCGGCCCUACGGAAAUUGCUGACGGCAGGCCUCGUCGCCAUGGCUGCCCGCCGCCCCGUGCUGCUUGCCCUCUGCCUCGCCGCUGCGGCCGCGUGGCUGCUGGGCGGCGCGCUCGCGCCGGCCGAUGUCGCGCAGCCACAGGGCUUUGUCGCCCACUCGCCGGCCCUGCGCGCCGGGGGGCGCGGCGCCCUGGCGAACGCACGGAGCGCGCCGGCCGGGCCGGCCGUCGUGCUCCAGGCGGCUGCCUGGGCUCCCCACAGGAGAUGCUCCCGGUCGACCUCAACCGCACGUCCCUCUAUUGGGGCCUCCUGA